AAGGCGGCGGCGGCUCCGCCGGGGUGGCGGCAUGGCGGGCUGGGGGCGGCUGGCCCGGCUCGGCGGGCGCCUCUGGGCGGCGGCAGGGCUGGCUCCCGGACACAGGGAUCAGCUGGGCUUUGUAGUCAGACACAUCAACAGUUCAACAUGGUGGCACGAGCAUCUUUCUGAAGAGAAUGUGGAGUUCCUCAAGAAGAUAACUGCAGAGGAGUACAAAGCUCAGACAGCCAGCAAGCUGUGCCCUCUGAAAGAUGAGCCAUGGCCACUGAAUAAGUGGACACCAGAUUCCAUCAGAGUUGGUGUUGUUGCAGUAAAACUGGGAAUGAUGCCAAUAUGGACCAAAUCAGGAGAAAAACAUGCUGUCACACUACUUAAGGUUCAAGAUUGCCAUGUUUUAAGAUAUGUUUCAAAGGAAGAGUCGGGUGGAAAAACAGCUAAGCUGCUUGUUGGAGGCAAAAAUGUAUCUCCUUUUUCUAAACCAGAGUCUGCACAUGAAAUUUUUAAAGAAGCUGGAGUGCCACGGAAGCAGAAAGUUACAACAUUUAAUGUAACAGAUGAUGCCAUAAUUAAGCCAGGUACUCCUUUAUAUGCUGCUCACUUCCGCCCCGGGCAGUUUGUGGAUGUUACUGCAAAAACAAUUGGUAAAGGAUUUCAAGGUGUCAUGAAAAGGUGGGGAUUUAAAGGUCAGCCUGCAAGCCAUGGCCAGACAAAAACUCACAGACGACCUGGAGCAAUAUCUACCAAUAAAGCUGCCAAAGUUUAUCGUGGCAAGAAAAUGCCUGGUAAAAUGGGUAACAUCUACAGGACAUCUUUUGGAUUAAAGGUGUGGAGGAUCAAUACAAAACACGACAUUAUUUAUGUAAAUGGGUCUGUUCCAGGUCACACCAAUUGUCUGGUGAAGGUCAGAGAUAGCAAAUUGCCUACUUACAAGGAUUGCAAUAAAAACCCUCCAUUCCCUACAUUUUUUGCUGAUGGAGAUGAAGAACUGCCAGAAGACCUUUUUGAUGAGGAGAUUUUCCAGUUCACAGAUCCAUCUGUCACAUUCGCAUAAUGUUCCUCACAUCUUUGAAAACACAGUUUUGUUAUUUUCAUGUACAUUGUAACAUUUUAUAAAAGUACGCCUAUGAAUUGCAGUCUGGCCAACUGACUUAAACGCUUCAGGUAUUGCCAUUUUGGUCAGGUAGUCAGGUCACUCUCAAACCUGUACUUAAAGCAGCAGGUGAGUCUGAGGGACAGGUUGUAAUGCACAGCAAACUGUGUGUCUUCAGUGACCUUUUGUCCUGUGCCCCAGGCUGUGAAAACCUACACAAUCCUGAAAAACUGUUGUUUUGAAGAUGGUUCCAGUUCAUUUUCUGAAUGUGAACAAAUUCUGUUUCUCUUUUGUGUAAAGUAUGCUGGGCAACUCUGAUCAAUCAGAAAAAGGUUCCAAAUCUGCCUUGGCAUCUGAGGUGGGGAGGAUCCAUGAAGAGCAAUCCAAAAUAAAACAAGAACAUGCGUGAGCAUUGUUUUGCAGAA
Messenger RNA from Vidua chalybeata, 1515 nucleotides. It is a transcript of the gene MRPL3, whose product is annotated as mitochondrial ribosomal protein L3. The transcript has 10 exons. Bases 32 to 1051 code for a protein of 339 amino acids. The record is from RefSeq and is a predicted model, not a curated record. Gene Ontology annotation, cellular component: ribosome; mitochondrial large ribosomal subunit. NCBI's taxonomy places the organism in Eukaryota, Metazoa, Chordata, Aves, Passeriformes, Viduidae. Gene Ontology annotation, molecular function: structural constituent of ribosome. Gene Ontology annotation, biological process: translation.